Gilbertella persicaria is the source of this 7644-nucleotide messenger RNA. RefSeq lists its product as uncharacterized. Lineage: Eukaryota; Fungi; Mucoromycota; Mucoromycetes; Mucorales; Choanephoraceae. Gene Ontology annotation, molecular function: microtubule binding. Gene Ontology annotation, biological process: regulation of mitotic cytokinesis. The coding region runs from base 1 to 7644 and encodes 2547 amino acids. The record is from RefSeq and is a predicted model, not a curated record. The transcript has 11 exons.
AUGUUUGAUAAAAGCGAAAAAUUCCCUGAAGGAUGGUUCUUCAUCAAGAAUCACAGUAAUGGCUAUGUAUUAAUGGUCGACAAUGAAUCACAGGAAACUGGUAUCCCUAUUGUUCUUUCAACUUUACGUACAAAAGACUACAGCGCCCAACUCUGGCGCUAUGAUCAUAAUGGUUAUCUUGUCAACAAGAAAUCUGGUCAAGUGAUGGAUGUUGCAAAAGGUACAGCAAAAGCUGGCGUCGACAUUGUACAACAAGUUCAAUCGACUAGUGUAAAGGAAGAAAACAACUUCCAAAAGUUUGGCCUCUCUCCAUAUGGCCAUAUUUAUUUGGUCAACAAACCCUCUUUGAUCCUUGGUAUCAAAGAAUCAUUUUUCUCUCGCCGUGAAGGUCUCCAUGUUCAUCUUCAAUUGAUCGAUAAACGUCAUCUUGACCGCAAAGAACAACGCUGGGACUUUGUACUACCUGUCGUUAAGGAAGUUCACGAACCUCUCAAGAGAAGUGCUAGCUCCAAGAGCACUACCUCCACAAAUGUCAAGGUUCCUGCUGUUACUCAAAUUAAGGAGGAUGAUGUUCGUUCUGUUCAUUCUGCCGCCGAGUCUACUGCAAGCAUUGACCAAAACGAAGCUAAUACAGUUCCUACAGGGUCUUUCCCCGAUACUGCAUUCUUCUUGAAAUCUGAUGCUGCUGGUCUCUAUAUCAGCAUUGAGAAUGCAAGCUCUAUUUCCUCUGGAACUCAACUUACACUCGAACUUCUUCGUAAGAGAAACUAUGAAAGUCAACUCUGGACAUACGACGCUUCUUCCCAUCGUAUUGUCAACAAGUUUAAUGGUCUUGUACUUGGCAUUGCUUACAACCAUAUCAAGGAUGGUGCCGAUAUCAUUCAGACCACUUUAUCAGCCUCUAACGAUAAGACACAAGCUUGGACUUUGUCUACUGAAGGUGAGAUUACUUUGAAGCAUGAUCCCAGCUUUGUUAUUGGGUUCAAGGAAAGUUGGUUUGGUAGUCGCGAGGGUGCUCAUCUUCAUCUCCAGAAGAAGUCUAAGCAUAUCAAUCAAAAAUUCACUGUUGUUUUGCCAGUCUUCAAAAAGAGCACAGAAACUACUGUCAAAACUGAAACUCGUGGUGUUUUCCCUGAAGGAUGGUUCUUUGUUAAGAGUCAAGCGCGUGGUUUGGUCUUGACUGUUCUUGAGACUGGUGUGAUUGCUGCUGAAGUUGCUGCCUCUAAGCUUGACAAGUCUAAUUAUUCUCGUCAACUUUGGAAAUAUGAUUCUGGCUUCAUUGUCAACAAAGCAUCAGAAAUGGUCCUUGAUGUUCGAGGUGGUGCUCUCAAAUCUGGUGCUGGUAUCUGUCAAUAUACUCGCAAAGAAAAGGACAACGAAAACCAACAGUGGGCCUUAACUCCCGAUGGUGCUAUCUAUCUUCAAGUGAAUAAAGGCCUUGUUUUGACUGUCAAGGAGAAUGAAGCUGUUCGCUCCAAGUUGUACUUGUCAGAACGAAAGUCUGGACACAAGGAGCAAUGCUGGAACUUUGUACUCCCUGUUUUCAGAAAGAAGACUACUACGGUUACAAAAACCACUUUCCGAUAUGCUACUUAUCCCUCUGACUGGUUCUUCAUCCGAUCUUACCAUCAAAACUCCACUACUGAGUCUCCUUUGGUCUUAACUGCACAUGAAAAGUCUAUCGAAUUGAGAUUAUUGGACAAGGAAAACUGGCAUUAUCAACUCUGGACUUUUUCUUCUGGCAAAUUAAUUAAUUAUGCUACGGAUCUUGUGAUUGAUGUUAGCGCAUUUACUGCAGGCGCAGAGUUGAUUCAAAGUAAAGCUUCUAGUCAAAAGUGGUACAUGACUACUGAUGGCUAUCUCUUUUACGGAUCUUCUGACUCUAGACUUGCUCUUUCAAUCGAGACUCAAGAGCAAAACAAGUAUCGCCUCACGCUUUCCGACCACAAAUUCUCUCAAGAAUUCCGCUGGGGCUUUUUGAUUCCCAAGUUUGUUUAUCGCUCUGGUAUUCAAGUCCUCACUCAUUGGUCCGUCGCAGUUCUUAAAGAGUGGCGUGUUACUACUACCACUACUAAGAAGAUCACUCAUCAUCCCAUCGCUGAAUGGCCUCAAGGUGAAUUCUAUAUUCGUGGCCCCGACGACCAUGCUUUGACUCCUGAAAAGUCUGAAUUAGGAUCAAGACUCAUUAUGAAAAAAUUAGAAAUUGACCAAAGCAGCAUUUUCAAAUGGACUUUCCGCAAUGGUUAUCUUGUGCACUGUGCAACGGGUUUGGUUAUGCGCGCUCAAGAUGCUUUUGCUGAAGGAAAAGGUCUUGUAUUAAGCUCAGAAUCAAAAGACGACAUUCACCAACUUUGGACUUUAAGAACUGAUGGAUCAAUUAUUUCUAAAAAGAAUGAGCAAUUCGGUCUUGGGCUUGUCGAAGUCGAUGGAGUUUGGACUAUUUGUAUUACUACAACUACUUAUUAUUCCUGGAGAAUUCUUUACGGAAGAUAUGAAACUCGUUAUUCUGAAAAGGACAAGAGAGAGAUUUCAUAUCUUGUUGGUUUCAGAAGAGUUGUCUUGACUACAUGGACUCUCCAUAAGCACAACAAUGUAGAGCGCAAGUUAGUUACUCACUCAUAUGGCGUCUUCCCUCAAGGCUGGGUGUUUAUUCGCUCAAAGUGCGACGACAAUCUUUUUGUUACUGUCUCUGACAAGAAGAAGGGUGCUAAAUUAAUUUUAGCAAAGUUAGACUUCAAGAACUUUAAGCGCCAAUUGUGGCGAUACCGCGAAGAUGGAUGUAUUACCAACUUUGAUACUGAUUAUGUCAUCGACGUAGCUGGUGGUAGACUCUUCUCCAAUGCCAAUAUCAUUCAAUGGAGUCCCAAGUUCUUACGUUCAAGCCGUAAAAAUCAAGUCUGGAGUCUUUCUGUUGAAGGUCACAUUCAUCCUGAAUCAAACGCUAAUUUGGUUCUUAGCACUGCUGGUAACCAUGCUAAAGAAGGCGCCGAAUUGAAGCUUAUUAAGCGUGGUGACUCAAGUCUUGAUUAUCAGCAAUGGACUUUUGCUACUCCUGUAUUUAGCAAAUGCACUCAUACCAGUUAUGCCGCUCAACAAGCUAAUAAGGAUAGUCUUGUUUUAGAAAAAGUUGGUAACAGUUGCUCCGUCGAUGUAUCCAAGGCAGAAAAAUAUGAACGUGUCAACAAACGUGUCAUGAUUCGUCGUUGGGGUGUUUUCCCUGAUGGCUCAUUCUUUAUUCGUUGUGCUUAUGGCAAAAAGAAUUUGGCAUUGACAGUUGAACGUGAUGAAUCUUCAUCUUCGUUUAGAAUUGUCAUUCGCUCAUUGAAUUUCAAGGCUUAUAAGUGGCAACUUUGGACUUAUAAAGAUGGUUAUUUGGUCAAUGAACAAACUGGUCUGGUACUUGAUGCUCAAGCUUCCGAAGAUAUUGCCAUUGAAGGUGAGCAACCUCAAGUCUAUCUCAAAGAAAAGGCAUCCAACGAGGGUCAAUUCUGGGACCUUGGUGUGGAUGGCGAGAUUCACUUGAGAUCAAAUGAAAGAUUAGCUAUUGGUGUUGCAAAUGCUGAGGAUGCAUCUGUAGAAGGUGCUCGGGUACGUAUUAAAAAAAUAAAAAUUGUGCACACUAAUGUAGGGGACAAGGAAGUUACUUCCUUGAAAUCUGAUCAAUGGUUGCGCUGGUCGUUUACCAAGCCUGUAUUCGGCAAGCGUACGAUUGCUACUACUACUACUACUACUGAAGGUGAAUCUGCUCUGGAAGUUGAAAAGGUGGAAGAACAAGCUGUUGUUGUGAAAGAAAAAGAUGAAGAAAUCAAUGACGAUGACGACGAAGAUGAAGAAGAGGAAGAAGAAAAUUCUAUUGAACAAGAGAAUGAAGAAGGCGAAGAGAGUGAAUACGAAAUUCAGACACCUGUCCAAACACCUUCAUCUUCUACUAGUACAGUUGGAUCUGUUUCUGGAGUUGCUGUCGUUGCUGCAGGAACUGCUAUAAAUGUAGCUGCAGGCACUUCUGUCAAUAUCGUCUCUAGUUCCCCUACCACUCAAGAAGAUUCUACUGUUGCAACCGUCACUGCUCUUGAAUCUCCUAAAUCUGAAAUGAUUGCUACUGUUGAGACUCCUGCUCAAGCUAGUUCAACCGUUAGUAACACACCUACAAGUCCUAUCAUUAGCCCUAAAAUUUCACCCAAGAAAUCUAACUCCUCAAAAUCUCAACGCUUACACCGUAAGGACUCUUUCCAAUUGGAAGAAAACUAUAUUCCUACUGGUUUCGAGAAGGUUGUUCGUUAUAAGACUCAUCAUGGUGACUUCCCUGAAGGCUAUUUCUUUAUCAAGAGCUCUUUGCAUGGUUUUGUCUUGGAUAUUAUCGGUGAUGUUAAGGAGGGCUCUCCUGUAGCUUUGACAAGAAUGAGAGCCAGUGACUAUGCCAGCCAAUUGUGGUCUUACCAAGACGGAUUCUUAGUCAACCUUAAAGGACAAAACUUGGUGCUUGAUGCUGCUAAGGCUGCUCUCGUAGCUGGUGAACGUAUCCAUCUCUCUUCCCGUAGUCCUCCUACCGAAGGUGCUGAAGACCAAACAUGGGAACAUAGUCCUGAAGGCUUUAUUCAUCUCAAGACUAGGAUUUCAUUUGUUUUAUCUCUUAAGGAAACUAAACGUUCUGAUAAGUACUCUCAAAUUGAUGUCUUUGUCCAAGAAGCCAAGAGUCUUGUUAAAAAAUUGGCUCGUCCUGAACAACAUUGGGAAGUCUUGAUUCCUGCUUUAAUCCCUGUCAGCCAAGGUGAAUCUGGUGUCAAGAUUAUUGAAUCUGGAAAGGUUGAAAAGGUCACAAGUUCUGCUUCUGCUAUCAUUUCUUAUAAGUGGCUUAAGGAAACUUAUUGUCACAAGGUUACUGCCCAAAAUCAAUGGCCUGAGACAGAAGGUUGGUUUUUUAUCCGUUUUGGUACUGACAAGCACUUCCUUGCUUCUGGUGAGACUGCUCAGAGCCAAGUUGGUCUCUAUGAAAUCUCUGAAAAUUUAGACUACAGAAGAUUCUUGUGGACUUUUAUUGACGGCUAUUUAAUCAACUACAAGUACUUGCUUCGUCUUGUUUUGAGUUCAUCCCACAGAUGGAUUUUGUCUAACUCUCACAGUACUUUAAAUCAAAAGUUCUACAUUUCUGCUAAUGGGUCUAUUUCUGUCCGUAUUGCCAAAAUUAUUUACUACAUUCGCUUUAUUCGCACCAAGUCUGGAUCUUACAUUUUGGAUGUUACAUCUGAUAGUGAAUGUAAAGAAGCUCAAGGAUUGGAGUUCCAUAUUCCUGUUAUUUCUGAUGUAGAAUACCAAAAGAAGGCCGUUACAGCAUUCUCCUCUGCUACUACUUGGAUUCGCAAACAAAAAACUGAUUGGGCUGCUUUGCAUGCUGUCACUUCACGUAGAGGCGUAUUCCCUGCCUCUACUUGGUUCUUUAUGAAGGUCGUUUACAGAGGCUCUGAUGACUUGGUUCUUUCAGUUCAAGAAGGUAGCUCAGAACUUGUCUUGAAAAAGUUGGACUUCAAGACUUUCAAGGAACAAUUGUGGACAUUCAAUGAUGGCUUGUUAAUCAACUAUGGUAGCAAAUAUGUCAUUGAUGUCGAAGGUAAAGUCUCCGUCUCAUCCAAGAUUGUUCAUAAGGCCGAGGCUGGUGUAAGCACCCAAAAGUGGUUCUUGACAGCUGAUGGACGUGUAGAGCUUGAAAGCCAUGACUUCUAUACUCUUGGUGCCCACAAGUUAGAGCAAGGUGCUAAAGUGUUGUUGAGUUCUUCGAGAACAUCUAGUUCUGUCAAAUCUCUUCAAUGGAAGUUCUCUACUCCUGUCUUUGGAAAGAAGACUACCUCCACUUCUACAACUAUGCCACCAUUCUCUUCUGAACUUGACAUCACUCAAGCUGUUGAACAGGGUGCUGUCAUCUCUGGUAUUGAAGAAGUCUCUUCUCCUGCUAGCACUCAAUUAAGAGUUGCCCCUACUGCUAAGCAUUACUAUGUCAUCUAUCGCGAGACUCGCUUAAUUAUCAGCUGGUGGAGAAUUAUCUUUAUUCGUAGACUCUCUAACUGUCGCACUCAGAAGGAGUACCUUGAAGCUAUUGAAGAAUACCGUAGAAUUCUAUAUGGUCGUUUCGCUCAAUACAUUGAAGCCAAUGGAUCUUCUGUCAGCAAAGAUGAGCUUUUGGCUUUAGAAAACACAAUUCAAGAAACUAAGGACACUUUAGAAAUGCAGGUAUUCUCCAAGACCAUUGACCAUUUGAAUACGCUGAAGUCCGAUGACAUUGUUGACACCAAGAAGUUUGAUGUGUCUACUGUAGUCACUGAAUCUUGUCAAAAACUUGACAAGAAGUACGAAAAUAUUGUAAACAAUGACGAUAAGAUUACCUCAACUACAAUAGAUACAUCCAAAUCUACUGAUGAGAACCAAUCUGAAGCUGAAACUACAAACAAUUUACUUGUUACUGUUGAUACUGUUCACAUCACAAUUCGUUACUGGUUUAGAACAUUAUACAUUCGUAUCUCUGAAGCUUCCAAGAAUGGUGCUAAGAAGGAUGAAAUUGAAGAAUUGGUCAAGGACUCACACCGUGAACUCGAGACUAAGCUUAACAAGCUCAAAGAGUCCACCAGUACUACCUUAGCCAAGACUACCUCUAUCGAUCAAGAGUCCAAGAAACAAUUUGAACAAUCUAUUAUCGAUAUUAUUGAUUAUUCCAAGUUGGAAAUUGGUCAAUUCGUCUCUAAUGUUGAUGUGACAACUUUAGCAACUGAUGACAAUUGGAGAAAGACUACUGCUAUCAUCAAUGACAAUCUUUCUUUGAAGGCCCAAGAAACUAAGAACGUUGUUCAAGAAUAUAACUUACCUGUUCAAAACAAGGUAGAGGCACCCAAGGCUGACGAAAGUGAAAUUGAAAAUUCAAAAAUUGAGGUUGUUACUUCUUUGGCCGAGUCCAAGGCCUACAUUACUACUUGGUACAGCAACAUUUCAAAAGAUAUCACUUGGGCACUUUCUCAACCCAACACAGAUGCUAAGAAAGACACACUUACUCUUGUUGAUGCCGCUGAGCUUGAUAUUAUGACCAUGUUUGAUGAAACAGUAGCAGCCCUUUCUAUUUUGUCAGGUAGUCUUACAUAUCUCACUUGGUCUGAACGUCGUCGUUUAAUUACAUACUACAUCAACAUGAAGACAACUAUUUUGGCAAACCUCAAGAACUUCAAAACUUCAAUCAAUGAUGCUGAUAAGGAUGAUAUCGUCAAAUUCUGUAAAGAUGCUUUUGGUGAAGAAGAACAAUCUGAUGUCUUGAAGCACAUUGAUUAUAUCUUGGAAACCGCACAAAUUACAACUACAACUAAACCUGUAAUCGAUGCAGUUGUGAAAGAUACCGAAAAAAUUACAGUUGGAGCCAUUGUGACAGAAAAAGAGACCUUGAUUAAGGACAAUGAUCUCACUCGUAGAGAAAAGACUUCUGAAGUCGAUGUGGCUACCCAUGGCUCACAAACCGUCAAUGUCGGUGUUGUUGCAGGAAGUGUUGUCAGUGGUCACAAACAGAACGUAAAAGACUCCAAGAAAACAACUGAUAUUGACAGACACACUGCAAGCAUUGAAAUAGCUCAGAAACCUGAAGCAAGCAGACAAGGUGGCUAUUACAACAAGUGA